AUGCAGUCACAGCGGGUCCCUCGGCUAAACCCGGAAGCGCUGCUCGGAGGGAAGAAUGCACUCUCAUCCGAUAACUACCUGCGGACCUGUCACCAUCUGACGACAUGCAGCUCAUUGAUUUUGUCUCCGGAUCGCUGGCAGGUGUAUGGCUUCUUCAAAGGCAUGUCCUUACCCAUCAGCACGAUCUCUGUGACCUCCGCUGUAGUAUUUGGCACAUACAGGAACUGCCUGCAGUGUCUGAACCAGGCACGAGGAGUCGAUUGUACGGCUCCAAACAGUAAACUAGAUAUCUUCCUGUCUGGUAUGGUGGCAGGUGUAGUUCAGACUUCAGUGCUGGCUCCAGGUGACAUCGUGAAAGUACGACUGCAGUGUCAAACCGAGUCCAGGCGAGGAGGACCCAACAUGCCCAAACCUAAGUACCAUGGUCCAAUUCACUGUCUGCUGAGCAUUAUUAGAGAAGAGGGUUUCCGGGGCCUCUACAGAGGAAUACUACCGCUCAUACUACGAGAUGCGCCAUCGUUUGCCACGUACUUUUGGACUUAUUCCGUUUGCUGUGAAUUACUCACACACAGUGGCAAGAAAAGUCCAGAUUGGAGCGGCGUAAUGCUGGCCGGUGGAACAGCAGGAAUUGCGGGUUGGACUGUAGCCACGCCCAUGGAUGUCAUCAAAUCCCGUCUGCAGAUGGACGGCAUUCGGGGGCCGAGGCAAUACAGAAGUUUUAUCCACUGCUUGACUGACACGGUGCGGGUGGAAGGGGUCGGGGUUUUCUACAGAAGCUUGGGCAUCAGCGUUUUGCGUGCAUUCCCUGUUGGGGUUGCCGUGUUUGUUACGUACGAGGUUGUCAGCGGUUUCCUCCGACCUGGACCAGGCAGCAUUGAACUGCCUUGGAGGCUGAAAUAGUAUUAACUACUUCCAUCAUGCUCAUUUCUCUGUAUUUAAUGUUUGUUUUUACAAUGACGUCCACAGCUGCAGAGCCUGAUAAGGAUGGUUUGCACAGCUAUCAUGUGAGCUUCCUGUUACAUAUAGUAUUUAGCUAGUAAGGGUAACAUAUCCUAAUAUGCUCAGGGGAAAUGUUCUAAGGCACUGUUGAUACCAGAUAGUAGACCAUGCAGCAGCAAACCACUAGAUGUCCUCCCUGGCCAGUGUGUAACCAUAUCUUGGGUUUUAUUAUGAAUAUGACUAGAAAAUGCUCUGCAUGACUGGUGCCUUUUUUCACCAGAAGAGCAGCCCUCUGGCAAUAUUUAUUCAAUUUAGGUUAUGGUUGGCUCCUCAAGACCAUGUGAGACCUUGAAUGUAGAAUUUAUCAAUGAGCUACAAUACGCACAAUUAGAGAAGCAUGAAACCGGUCCAGGGUGCAUUAUUUCGUCCUCUGCUUGUUUCCAGCUCAGCAGCAACAUACUUGAUGGUUCAUAAUAUCAUAAUAUUUUAAUCUUGAUGCAGUGGGUCAAGGCCAAAUUCAUAGACAUCAAUCCUCUAAACAUAUUUUUUUUUUUUUUUUAAAUUCAACCCAUGAAUUGUUCUCUGAGAAAUCUUUCAAUUUUUAAGUAAGUGAAAACAAUCGAGGAUCUGUCCCCUGAUCUUUUCUGAGAUUAUUAUUAUUACCAAUUGCAUUUCAAAAUGUGAGUAAGUGAGAAUUCUGACAGAACUUAGACUUUGAAAUGACUACGGUAUAACUACGGCCUUCUCAAAUGUGGGAUAUGUUCACAUAUCUGAGUUUUAGCUGCAAGUUGGAUUCUCAUUUUUCAUAACUUAAAGUGAACAGCUGCUUUAGCAGUAAGAUAAUAACAACCAUCACACUAAAUGAUUCAUGUCUUCAUAUCAAGGCCAAGCAUCAAAUGUUUUUCAUUCACUGUUGAAAUGUUUUCUGUAUGAUUAUUAGACAUGUUUUUAUUUGUGCCAUGCAAAGCUGUACUGCCACCUAGUGUGUGAGUCAGACAUCAUCCUGUUAACAUCACUCAGAUCCAUGUCUGCAAGUCAUUCACGUGGCCUGCAUGAGCUUUGCUCCAUCUAAGACCAUUCUGAGAUUGUUUUUGUUGUGUUGAAUAUUUCCCUUAAAAUGAGCAACUGGAAAUUAUAUUGUUUUCUUUCUAUUUCUGCAAUAUGCACACCUUUGAUUAUGUUUUUAAUAUAUUUUCUGUGUGUGAUACAGUAUCUAGAAGGUUACUGCUGCUCCGAUAUAUUUUUGUAACCUUUAAUAAAUGGGGGAAUAAUUUAACUUUGAUUUGCUUUGAGGAGUCUUUAUCAACAACCAAUGUAGAGUGUCCUGCAG
Paralichthys olivaceus (Japanese flounder) is the source of this 2269-nucleotide messenger RNA. The record is from RefSeq and is a predicted model, not a curated record. NCBI's taxonomy places the organism in Eukaryota, Metazoa, Chordata, Actinopteri, Pleuronectiformes, Paralichthyidae.